Messenger RNA from Erigeron canadensis, 925 nucleotides. RefSeq lists its product as uncharacterized. The record is from RefSeq and is a predicted model, not a curated record. The transcript is spliced from 2 exons. The coding region runs from base 109 to 768 and encodes 219 amino acids. Gene Ontology annotation, biological process: intracellular protein transport; endoplasmic reticulum to Golgi vesicle-mediated transport. NCBI's taxonomy places the organism in Eukaryota, Viridiplantae, Streptophyta, Magnoliopsida, Asterales, Asteraceae. Gene Ontology annotation, cellular component: endoplasmic reticulum; endoplasmic reticulum membrane.
GAAAACCUAUACAUACAUAAAUAAAUACGUAUAUAUACAUACAAUCCAAACACACUCUAUCAAAUCGAUCCAUUUCCAUAUUCCAAUCAAACCCACAACCCUCCCAUCAUGAUUUACCUCUUUUUUACCGUUUUAUUCAUUGAAAUGAUGACAAUUUUGUUACUAUUAUUCAAAACCCCACUUCGAAAACUAUUGAUUAUCGGUUUAGAUCGUGCCAAAAGAGGCAGAGCACCGUUAGUCUUUAAAUCCGUUGGUGCAACUGUUCUCGUCAUCAUGAUGUAUAACGUUUAUAGUGUUACUGAAAUCCAAAGCAGGCCAGCUGACGUCAUCAAUCCCACAGAUCAGAUUCUGCUUGCUUAUCAUAUGCUGGAUGCUUCCCUUAUGGGAUUCUCUCUUUUCCUUUCACUGAUGAUAGACAGACUACAUCAUUACAUAAGGGAACUUCGCAUACUUAGAAAGACCAUGGAAAAUGCAAAGAAGCAGAACCGAGCUGCUGAAGAAACGAAGAACAAAGGUGCAGAUGAGGUUAAAGUUCUGAACGAUGAAUUGACUAAGCUGAGAGAACAUGCUAAAAAGUUGGAAUCUGAAUAUGAAACAAAGGAGAAAGAGAUUAAAUCUGCAGAAGCCAAUUCUGUUGCCCUCAAAAAUCAAUCAGAAGGUUUUCUUCUUGAAUAUGACCGUCUUCUAGCAGAGAACCAAAAUCUUAGAGAUCAACUACGCUCGAUUGAUGAAAGUGUGUCCCAUUCCAAUGGAAAGAAGAAUACGUGAGGUAACAAUACGUGCCAGAAAAGGAGAUAUGAAUUAACAUGUUACUGUAGAUCAUGUGGAUUUUAAUAUUUGGCAACUUCACAUUAUGGAUUUUUGGCAAAGUGUUCUGUUAUAUACAUGUGUCAUUACCUCUCCUUAAAAAGAAUAGUUUCAUCUA